UAAAUCUUAUUUCAUCAUUGAGUUUCGGUUUUUUUACAGAGAGCGAGAAUUUUAUUUCUUUAUUCGGUUUACGGAGGAUGAAAAUCACGGUCUAUGUUCUUACUAGUGAUGUGAGUGAAUUGAGUGUUCAAGAGUUAGUUUUGUUUUUGCUUGUUGAUAUGGACUAUGGAGGGAGUUGGAACCAAGCUUCAACUUGAUCAUAUUAGACGAUACUGAAAACAAAGGAGCGGGUACAUACAAAAUAAGAAAAAGGCGAAGAGUUAAUCUUCUUUACGUCUUUAAUUAAGUUUCUUCUACUACUCUUAAUUAACUCUUCUUCAACAAUUUCCAAGAUAUAUUGAAGAGGGCACUAAUUCUUUUUCUUCAUUUCCGUCAGUAAAACUAUUCUGUUUGUUACGAAGUUUGACAAAUAUGGCUGAAGUUCUUAUUAUUGCUGCGAGUGAAUCCUUAAUGAGCAGGUUGGUUUCUAUUGCUUCCGAUGGGAUAUAUCUAGUUGGGAGUGUUAAAGAUGAAAUGCUAAAACUCCAAGGAACUUUACUCGGUAUUCAAACUGUAUUAAGUGAUGCGGAGAAGCAACAAGUAGAGAAAGAUGCAGUGAAGAUUUGGCUUCGAGAACUUAAAGACAUAAUUUACGAAGCUGAAGACAUAUUGGAUGAAUUCGCUUACGAAACUGUGAGGCGUAAAAUGCUUAUUCAAGGCCGUAAACGGAACAGGGUAAAGAACUUCUUCUCGCCCUCGAACACACUUGCAUUUCGUGUCAAAAUGGCUCGUAAAGUUAAAGAUCUUAACCAAAUGUUGGAUAAAGUGGCAAAAGAAAAAGACAUGUUCUGUUUCGAUGUCAGCACUCAGAGAAAUACUACAAGUAAGGAUAAUGUUAUCAGAAUCAGAGGAACUUCAUCCCUUGUAGGUGACUCAAGUCUUAUCGGAAGGGAAAACGAUAAAUCAAAGAUAAUAGAUGUAUUAACCAAUAUCUCUAACAGUGAACAGAUUUACCGUAUACUUCUCAUCGUUGGCAUGGGGGGAAUUGGCAAGACCAAACUUGUUCAAAGUGUCUAUGGUGAUAACGUUGUCAUACGUCAUUUCGAGAAAAGACUGUGGGUAUGCAUAUCUCAAAAUUCUAAUCUGAAGCAGAUUUUUGGCAAGUUAUUAGAAUCCAUUACCGGGACGAAGAAAGAUAUUUCAAACUUGGAUGUCAUGGUGAAUAGCCUCAAAGAGAACCUUCAGAAUAAGAGAUAUCUGAUAGUUCUUGAAGAGAUGUGGAACAAUAAGCACAAUGAGUGGGACGAUAUGCUGAAAACUUUGUUGCCCAUUGGGGCUCAUGGAAGCAAGGUAAUCGUGACAACACCAAGUAAUGAAGUUACUUUAAAGACACGGUCUGUAUACAGAUAUAGUUUGGAACGGUUAUCCAACGAAGAAUGUUGGACUCUCUUCCAGAAAAUUGCUUUCGGGUCUGGAGGAGUAGAGAAGACAGAAAAAUUAAUCAAGAUCGGAAAGAACAUUGCGAAAAAGUGUGGAGGAUUGCCAUUAGCAACAAAGCUUCUUGGGGGUAUGAUGUACUCCAAAAGGGGUGAAAACGAGUGGCUGUCAGUUGAAAAUAACGUCAUCUGGAAUCAUCCCGAAGGCGAAGAAAAGAUUAUAAAGAUAUUGAAGUUAAGGUAUGAUCACCUUGAGCCACAUUUAAAACAAUGUUUUGCACAUUGUUCUUUAUUUCCGAAAGAUCACAUUUUCAAAAGGAAGAAAGUAAUUCAGCAGUGGAUGGCCGAAGGGUUCCUUAGUCCCGGUAAAGAAAGCGCAGAAAUGGAGAAGAUUGGUAAUGAAUAUUUUAACACUUUGCUAAGAUAUUCAUUCUUCCAAGAUGAGCAAAAAAAUGAGCUGGGAGGUAUAAAAUCAUGUAAGAUGCAUGAUCUUGUGCAUGAUCUUGCACAAUCCGUUGCUAGAACUGAAUGCUCUAUGAUAAAUCUUAACAAGAAGCCAGAAGAGGAAAUUAAUGGUCUUCGGCGUGUAAGUUUGGUUUUUGAAAAUGAGUUCUCAUUUGUCGCUAUGGAGUUGUCCAAGGUGAAAAAAUUGCGGACGUUCAUUUCUACUACACCGGAGUUCAUUGAUAAUACUUAUGCCAUGCAGAUUUUCAUGAACUUUAGUCACAUACGUGUGCUGGACUUGAGCUGCAACGCGAUAACGGAGUUACCUCCAUCAAUUGCCAAGUUAAAACACUUACGGUACCUCAAUCUCUCAAACUCUCGAUUAUCUAAAUUACCCAACUCUAUUACUACUCUCUACCAUCUGCAAAGCUUGAUUCUGAAGAAUUGUUUUGAGCUGAAAGAUCUUCCUCGGGGCAUGAAAAAGCUUAUCAACUUGAGACAUCUUAUUAUCUGUAAAAGUCAAGCUAAUGCAUGGAUACCUCCAAUGCCAAGGGAGGUAAGAAAUUUAAGUUGCCUCCGAUAUUUGCCGGUAUUUGUUGUAGGGAAAGACAGUGGAUUUCGUAUCGAAGAGUUGAGAGACCUAAAUCUUCUUGGUGGUAAAUUACAAAUUCAUAAUUUGGAGAAUGUAAGAGAUGGAAAUGAUGCCCAAGGUGCCUGUUUAAAAGACAAACAACAUAUUGUUAGGCUGGAGCUAUAUUGGACCGAAAACGAAACAUGUAAUGAUGUCGUUCGAGAUGAUUUUGACGUGUUAGAAGGCCUCCAACCUCAUCCAAACCUUAGAAGACUGGGAAUCCACUACUAUGUUGGUUCAAAAUUCCCCACAUGGAUGAUGAGGCAAGAUAAUGUGCUUCCUAAUUUGGUUUUUGUCGUUCUUCUAAAUUGCAGUAAGUGUGAAUAUCUUCCUUCGCUUGGGUCACUUCCUUUUCUAAAGGUUCUCAAAAUAGUUGGACUUGUUAGUGUGCAAACUAUUGGCAGUGAGUUCUACGGUAGCAACAAUGGCGAGGUGUCUUCUUUCCGAUCUCUUGAAGAACUCUCACUAAUUGGUAUGCCGAAUUUGCUAGAAUGGUCAGAUCACAUGUCAUCACCAUCUUCUGCUUCAUCAUCAUUUCCUUCAAGUUUUCCUCGCCUUGAGCGGCUGGAGAUCAAGGCGUGCCAUAAGUUGACGAUCAUGCCAAACCGGUUUCCAUUUCUCAAAGUACUGAAGCUUGAACACUGCAAUGGCGAACCAGUAAGCUCAUUGGUAGAUAGCAAUCUAACAUCUCUGACGUCCGUGGACAUUGCAUUCUGUAAAGAGCUUGUGUUUCUUCCUCGGGGAUUGCUUAGAGGAAAUAAUAUGCUUCAAAGUCUUGAGGUUUCUAAUUGUGAAAUGUUUCAAGGCUUUAAUCCGGACCAAGAGCUUGAUGAGGAGGGGCAAAGUCGGUUACUUCCUAACAAUUCUCUCGAUUCGUUGUCGCUGUUUAAUUGCCCUGCAUUAGUCUCAUGGCCAGAUUUACGGGGAUUCAACUCUCUCUGGGUUCUUGGUAUCAAUGUCUGUAAAAGGCAGAAGUCCAUCCCAAAUGGUAUAGAACAUCUUCCCAAGCUUGUAAUUCUGGGUAUUGGUGGGUUUUCUGAAGAGUUGGAAUCCUCUCCCUUCCCUGCUUUCAAUAAUGAAGAAGGAACUCUCCAGAGACAUUACUUUCCAUCGCUUCGUACGUUGUACAUUUACGGAUGGUCCAAACUCAAGUGCCUGCCGGAUCAAAUUCAGUACCUUACUUCUUUGCAGUAUCUCCUUAUAUAUAACUUUGAUUCGUUGGAGGCUCUGCCUGAGUGGUUGGGUAACUUGGCUUCGCUUAGGUACUUGAGUAUAUGGAAAUGCGAAAAUCUUAAGUAUAUGCCUUCAGCAGAGCAGAUGCAGCGGCUUACCUCACUGCAACAACUGGAAAUCCAUUUCUGUCCACUUCUAGUGGAUAGGUGUAUAGAAGGAGGAGAAGAGUACAGCAAGAUUUCUCACAUUCCUAAUGUCACUUAUUUUUAACGGAACACCUCCAAUUCAAGAUCCUUCACAGCAGGAGCCUUUUCUGGCAAUGGGCAAUCCGACUUUAAGAUAGGUCACCUGUCCAACCAGAUGGAACUCGUAGUCUUAUGGUCCAUUGUACAAUGCCGCUGUGAAUGUAACUGAACAUGGUGUAGCAGAUAAUUCAUUUUCAAUCAAACCGUGCAUUCCUCAACGGGAAGUAGCAGAGACAUCAAACAUCCUUCCGGUUGGAAGCAAACUGUAUACGGUUAAGCUACACGAGUAUUUUUCUUGAUUGUGUAGUCUAAUUGUUCCUUUGAAAAGAGAGAAUGAAUUUUCCCCAGAAGGUGGACUACA
This is a messenger RNA of Papaver somniferum (opium poppy), 4269 nucleotides long. RefSeq names its product disease resistance protein RGA2-like. The transcript is spliced from 2 exons. The coding region runs from base 412 to 3933 and encodes 1173 amino acids. The record is from RefSeq and is a predicted model, not a curated record. Lineage: Eukaryota; Viridiplantae; Streptophyta; Magnoliopsida; Ranunculales; Papaveraceae. Gene Ontology annotation, molecular function: protein binding; ADP binding. Gene Ontology annotation, biological process: defense response to other organism.